GGCGCGCCUGCCCCUGUGAAUCCGGCCCGAGGCGCCGCGCGCCUGGCCCCCUACCCGCGUAGCCGUCGGGCGGCAGCCUUCCCGGCCUCGCUCAAAGGGGUACAACAGGGCAGCGAGCGGCCCGGCCGCCGGAGCCUCCCAGGGAAUCCGGGCCCGAGGGGCACCGCCCUCCUGCCCGCCCGGCUCGAGCAGCGACCCGGAGAGAGCGCCGGGGAGUCGGGCUCCGCGCAGGGCUCGGCGCCGGGGGCCCAUGCCCGUGCGCCCCCGCCGGCCCGCGCCAUGGCCUCCGGGAGCGUGGCCGAGUGCCUGCAGCAGGAGACCACCUGCCCCGUGUGCCUGCAGUACUUCGUCGAGCCCAUGAUGCUCGACUGUGGCCACAACAUCUGUUGCGCGUGCCUCGCCCGCUGCUGGGGCUCGGCCGAGACGAACGUGUCGUGCCCGCAGUGCCGAGAGACCUUUCCGCAGCGGCACAUGCGGCCCAACCGGCACCUGGCCAACGUGACCCAGCUGGUGAAGCAGCUGCGCACCGAGAGGCCGUCCGGGCCCGGCGGCGAGAUGGGCGUGUGCGAGAAGCACCGCGAGCCGCUGAAGCUGUACUGCGAGGAGGACCAGAUGCCCAUCUGCGUGGUGUGCGACCGCUCCCGCGAGCACCGCGGCCACAGCGUGCUGCCGCUCGAGGAGGCGGUGGAGGGCUUCAAGGAACAAAUCCAGAACCAGCUGGACCAUCUAAAAAGGGUGAAAGACUUAAAAAAGAGGCGCCGGGCGCAGGGGGAGCAGGCACGAGCUGAACUCUUGAGCCUGACCCAGAUGGAGAGGGAGAAAAUCGUCUGGGAGUUUGAGCAGCUCUAUCACUCUCUGAAGGAGCAUGAGUACCGCCUCCUGGCCCGCCUUGAGGAGCUCGACCUGGCCAUCUACAACAGCAUCAACGGGGCCAUCACCCAGUUCUCCUGCAACAUCUCCCACCUCAGCAGCCUGAUUGCCCAGCUGGAGGAGAAGCAGCAACAGCCCACCAGGGAGCUCUUGCAGGAUAUCGGGGACACAUUGAGCAGGGCUGAAAGAAUCAGAAUCCCUGAACCUUGGAUUACACCUCCAGAUCUGCAAGAGAAAAUCCACAUUUUUGCCCAAAAGUGUCUAUUCUUGACGGAAAGUCUGAAGCAGUUCACAGAAAAAAUGCAGUCAGAUAUGGAGAAAAUCCAAGAAUUGAGAGAGGCUCAGUUAUACUCAGUGGAUGUGACCCUGGACCCCGACACAGCCUACCCCAGCCUGAUCCUCUCUGAUAAUCUGCGGCAAGUGCGCUACAGUUACCUUCAGCAGGACCUGCCUGACAACCCGGAGCGGUUCAAUCUGUUUCCUUGUGUCUUGGGCUCUCCAUGCUUCAUCGCUGGGAGACAUUAUUGGGAGGUAGAGGUGGGAGAUAAAGCCAAGUGGACCAUAGGUGUCUGUGAAGACUCAGUGUGCAGAAAAGGUGGCGUAACCUCAGCCCCCCAGAAUGGAUUCUGGGCAGUGUCAUUGUGGUAUGGGAAAGAAUACUGGGCUCUCACUUCCCCAAUGACUGCCCUGCCCCUGCGGACCCCUCUCCAGCGGGUAGGGAUUUUCUUGGACUAUGAUGCAGGUGAGGUGUCCUUCUACAACGUGACAGAGAGGUGUCACACCUUCACUUUCUCUCAUGCUACCUUCUGUGGUCCUGUCCGGCCCUACUUCAGUCUGAGUUACUCGGGAGGGAAGAGCGCGGCUCCUCUGAUCAUCUGUCCCAUGAGUGGGAUUGAUGGGUUUUCUGGCCACGUUGGGAAUCACGGUCAUUCCAUGGAGACUUCUCCUUGAGGAGGCGAACUUAGGCCAAAAGGGCUCUUGGACAUAAUCCUGUCCCGGGCACAAGGCAUCUUGUUGCCUUGCUGCUUCCUGUCCGUCACUCUGGGCAUCCUUAACCGUUUUCCAUGCUCUUUCAGUGGGAAAUAGGAUGCCCAUGUUAUCUACCAUCCUUUCUCUUCCCUUGGGAAUUCAGAGAUGUAAUGAGAAGUGUCAAGAUUUCCCAAAAAUAAAAAUCAGAGUCCACCUCCAGUGCUUCAUACGUUUUAGUUUUACAUGCUUCCUGAGGUGGUAAAAAUACAGAGAGUCUUGGGAUUUGCAGAGCCAUUCAAGAUCCUCAUGCCACCUUCUGGCUCAACCCUACAGAGCAACCAAGGGUAUUUGCUGUCAUCUAAAAAUUUUGAAUGGAAUGUCAAGGCCCUAUCAGCAUGGCCACUUGUAUUCAUUUUUUCUCUUGAAAUAGUACCUUGAGCCCUGAUUCCAGUCUGCCAUAGUUUUAAUAACUCAAUUAACAAGGCCUACAUGUGUUUGGUUAGUUACAGUUAUUUUACACUAAUGGUGGAAAAUGCCCCACCUCUGUUAUGAGAUAAUGUUCUAACCAGUGUCUCUGCCUCUAUCUUUUCUGAAGGAUUCAUCUGCUUCCUUCAUACUAAUGAAAGAGGUAUCCUGGUGCUGGAUGCACAUCAUCCAGAAUAAUUUUCUGCCCAACACUGUCUACUGUUUGUAGAUCCCCUCCACGUCACAUAUAUGGAUUGGUGGUCCUACAACAUCCCUGGAAGGAUUCUGGGGAAGUAUUUCAGGGAUUCAUUGACUUCCUGCCUCCUUUUGUCCACUUCCGUUGGGUGAUAGGGGGAUUGACCUUUCAGAUGAGCGUACCAUCAAGAGGCAGCUCCAUCCCCAUGGCCAUGGAAUCAUGCAACAUUCUAGAGUGAGAAGGCAGAUCACUUUGAAUGAGCCCCCAUGAUGGUUUCUUUUCUUUGGGUACAUGCCUCUCUGUUUAAAAAUAAAGUAAAU
Messenger RNA from Lepus europaeus (European hare), 2820 nucleotides. It is a transcript of the gene TRIM27, whose product is annotated as tripartite motif containing 27. Lineage: Eukaryota; Metazoa; Chordata; Mammalia; Lagomorpha; Leporidae. Gene Ontology annotation, biological process: negative regulation of transcription by RNA polymerase II; negative regulation of viral transcription; protein K63-linked ubiquitination. The record is from RefSeq and is a predicted model, not a curated record. The transcript is spliced from 8 exons. Gene Ontology annotation, molecular function: zinc ion binding; protein binding. The coding region runs from base 280 to 1821 and encodes 513 amino acids.